Rattus rattus (black rat) is the source of this 2185-nucleotide messenger RNA. RefSeq names its product peroxisomal biogenesis factor 13 (gene Pex13). The record is from RefSeq and is a predicted model, not a curated record. Gene Ontology annotation, molecular function: protein binding. The coding region runs from base 504 to 1715 and encodes 403 amino acids. NCBI's taxonomy places the organism in Eukaryota, Metazoa, Chordata, Mammalia, Rodentia, Muridae. Gene Ontology annotation, biological process: protein import into peroxisome matrix, docking. Gene Ontology annotation, cellular component: peroxisomal importomer complex; peroxisome; peroxisomal membrane. The transcript is spliced from 4 exons.
CCCCAAGGAAACAAGGGCUUUACAACGAAAGUACCAGGCCCCCUCACGAGAGGAAUGCAUGAACCCCCUUUCGAUACAGGGUGAUCUGUAAGCCUGUCCGGCUGGCACCCUGGUACUCCAGGUAGCUCCGCGAACGCUGGACUGAGAGGGGCUUUACUGCUAGCCUUAAAGGGUCGACCCGCAAAGGAGCCUCCGAUAGACUAGGCACCUAGGUCGUAGUAGCUGCUGCCAGAAACGUCGAUGAGCCCCUACUCAAAUUUGAAACCCAAACUAGGGAAAAGAAAGAGGAACAUCCUGCUCUCCCCACCUCCCACAUCCACCCCAGCGAAUUAGCUGUUCCCUUCCUCCUUCCUCCAGCUUCGGCGGACCACACGCCUUGGCCUGACGUCAGGCGUGGGCGGGGCGGAGGGCUCGGUGCUCUGCCUGUCUUGCCUGGCAAGCGAGGCGCCCCUUCACCCAGCCGUCGCAGUCGCUGUCCUGAGCCGGAGCGGAGCAGGCGAGACAUGGCCUCCCAGCCGCCGCCGCCUCCCAAACCCUGGGAGACCCGCCGAAUUCCCGGGGCCGGCCCUGGGCCGGGCCCCGGCCCCACUUUCCAAUCUGCUGACUUGGGCCCUACUUUAUUGACAAGACCUGGACAACCAACGCUUACCAGAGUGCCUCCACCUAUUCUUCCCAGGCCGUCCCAGCAGACAGGCGGCAACAAUGUGAACACUUUCAGACCUGCUUACAGUUCGUUCUCAUCUGGAUACGGAGCCUAUGGAAAUGCGUUCUACGGAAGCUAUAGCCCGUAUAGUUACGGAUACAAUGGUUUGGGCUUUAACCGCCUCCGAGUAGAUGAUCUUCCUCCCAGUAGGUUUGUCCAGCAAGCUGAAGAAAGCAGCAGAGGUGCCUUCCAGUCCAUUGAGAGCAUCGUGCAUGCGUUUGCCUCGGUCAGCAUGAUGAUGGAUGCCACUUUCUCAGCCGUCUACAACAGCUUCAGGGCUGUCUUGGACGUAGCAAACCACUUUUCCCGGCUAAAGAUACACUUCACCAAGGUGUUUUCAGCCUUUGCGUUAGUGAGGACUAUAAGAUAUCUUUAUAGACGGUUACAGUGGAUGAUGGGUUUAAGGAGAGGCUCUGAGAACGAGGACCUGUGGGCAGAAAGCGAAGGAACUGUGGCCUGCCUUGGUGCCGAGGACCAAGCAAAUAACUCAGCAAAAUCUUGGCCAAUAUUCCUGUUCUUUGCUGUCAUCCUUGGUGGUCCUUAUCUCAUCUGGAAACUUCUGUCUACACACAGCGAUGAAGUAACAGACAACACCAACUGGGCAAAUGGUGAGGACGACCAUGUAGUUGCUAGAGCAGAAUACGAUUUUGCCGCUGUGUCUGAUGAAGAAAUUUCUUUCCGUGCUGGUGAUAUGCUAAAUCUAGCCCUCAAAGAACAACAACCCAAAGUGCGUGGCUGGCUUCUGGCUAGUCUUGACGGUCAAACAACAGGACUUAUACCUGCAAAUUAUGUCAAAAUUCUUGGUAAAAGAAGAGGCAGAAAAACAGUAGAAUCGAGUACAAUGCCCAAGCAGCAACAGUCUUUUACCAACCCAACAUCAGUUAAAGGAGUUGCUACCACCAAUUCUUUGGAGGAACAGGAAGCUGCCUUUGAAUCUGUUUUUGUUGAAACUAAUAAGGUUGCCGGUACACCUGAUUCUACCGGGAAAAAUGGAGACAAACAAGACCUUUGAUGUGUUUCAUGUUUGCGGGCAGGUGAACAAUAUUUUAGAGUAUUUUUAAAAUUAUUUCUUACAGAGGAAUUAAUUUGCGGUUGAAUGAAAGCAUUUGCUCAUGGCUGUCCCGGGCGUUCUGCUGCUAGAAGUUAUGUAGUCACACGCUAGUUGCUGGUCAAGUGAUCUGGCUACACUUGAUUGUCUCUUGGACCAUGAGGACAUUUGUUUCACUUAGCUUUUAAGAUUGUGGAGAUAGUUGUCGGCUCCAUCUUAUCUCAAUCCCCAGGCUUAUUGGAUCAAUAAAUUUGAUGAACAAUAGAACACACAAGUUGCCUCAGAAGGGAUCACUAAUGCUUUUUAAAGUUCUGAGUUAGUUGACGUGAAGUCUUCAAAAAUUGAGUGAUAACAACUACUUAUAAGAACAGACAAAAGUCUAAAUUUUUAUAACAUUAUAAAGAAACUAAAUAAUAAAAAUUUUCUGAUCUAUA